Messenger RNA from Lasiosphaeria miniovina, 612 nucleotides. RefSeq lists its product as uncharacterized. The transcript has 2 exons. The record is from RefSeq and is a predicted model, not a curated record. Lineage: Eukaryota; Fungi; Ascomycota; Sordariomycetes; Sordariales; Lasiosphaeriaceae. Bases 1 to 417 code for a protein of 138 amino acids.
AUGACGCCGCCAACGCUGCUGCUGCUGCUGCUGCUGCUGCUGCUGCUGCUGCUGCUGGUCAAAUGGCUAAUGACUGGGGGACCGCCGGCUGGCCGAGAACUAGCGCCAACGGAGAGCACCACUGUGGUUGUCUUGAAGUCUGUCUCGCUUGCUGUGGUUGUUGUGGUGACUGUGAUUAAGCUGACUGCGGAGCUGACGGCAGUCACGGGGGUGCAUGUCGCCAGGAUAGACGUGACCGAAGCAGACGGGGUGACGAUUUUGCUUGUGGAUAGGGUUGUUGGAGAUUCAUCACAAGUGUGGCUGGGAGUAGGUCUCGAUACGCUGGGAUUCACCUCCGCAAAAUCCUUCAUCCUUGUCUGCGGCAGCGAUGCCAAAGCAGACGGCAGCGACGGUAGCCGCGACGAUUUGCUUAAAUGACAUGUUGGUGGGUCUAGCGCUAAGUUGAGAACUCGGCGCUCCAAAGGUUGAUGCUAGAUCAUCUAUAACCAAGUUUCAGAAUGGGUUUUAUUCAUCCAUCUGGCAUCCAAGACAGGGAAAGUGGGCCGUAAAUGAGGAGGGAUGGCGAGAAGGUGUAAGGAAGAAACCAGUGGCACUGGCACCGUGAAAGGAAAC